UAAUCCUCUCCAGCUUCCAGAGCACCAUCAAGGAAUUUUAAAAACAUUGGACUUCCAGCAGCUAAAUACUUCUGAGGAUUCAGAAGGCCACAAAGCUAGAUACACAAGCAUUCUUUUUCCCUUCAGAAGAUUCUUCAGGUUUCCAGUUUAAGCUGUGAAGUGCAAACAGCAAUCCAACAUUCAGUGCAGGUCACGCACUGCUGGAAGAGGAGAUGUGUUUUCUGACCAAGCAUCCAGCUCUUGGGGUGGUAUGUUCUGCUUUCAUAUUCAGCGUGCUCAUUGCUGAAGGACAGCCUGGGGAAGAGCAUGGGCAGGAUGGCAGCAAUCCUCCCAGCAGAGGCUCUCUGGUGGAAGUUUUACGCAUUCUCUCAGCUGAAAACACUGAGCUCCACAUGAACCACUCACGAGAACUGGUCAAAAUGUUACUGGAGAGAGCUGAGUGCCCACAGCGGAUUUAUGGCAUGCAAGAGGAUUGUAAUCUGUGCCUUGAACCAGAUGCUUUGUUACUAAUAGCUGGAGGAGAUUUAGAAGACCAUCUCAGUGAAGAAGUAUUUGAGAGAAUUUCUCUUAUUCUUCUCUACUACAUUCUUCAUCGUAGAGAUAUGUGUUCUUCAGAAUUCAGCUUGAAUAAUAAGGAUUAUAAAUUUUACCUACAGAGUAUGCUUAGUUUAAGACAUGAUGAAGACUGUUAUUAUUUUUCACGGAAUGAAACUGAAGAUAUUUUAGCUGCAGUAAGGCAACAUUUUAAAACUUCUGAAAACCAGUGUGUUGAUGUGAGCACUCUGGAGAAAAAUGCUGAUAUAAUGGACAGAGAUGGUGCUGAUGAAAACACUCUUCCACGCCUGGCUGCUUUGAUCCUUACUCUGGCUCUCCAAGGAGUCUGUAUGGGGAAAGCAAGUUUGCCUUCUCCAGAAUUCUUUAUAAAAUAUAUUUUCAGUUCUCUAAAUAGUACCACUGAGCUCCAAGUGACAGAACUAGAACAACUACUAAAUGUGCUUACAGCCAGAAAGACCUGCACUGUAAAUGGACAAUUUCACAGUCACAAAAGAAGACGUUACAGUAUGGCAAUCAGAGAUAUUGGAAGAAGAGAUACUCCAGUCAAAGGAAACCAUACAAAAGAAGACUAUCUGAAAGGCUAUUUUGAAGAUCGUGAAAGGAGCACAGAUUGGGACCAGGUUUGUUUCUCUGCCAAUGAACUUGUGAAGAUAUUUUUGAAAAACAGUUCUUCCUCCAUUUCUAAGGACCACUUCAAGCAAAUCAGUCCAGCUAUCAUUCAACAACUUUUAAGUUGUUCAUGUCCGCUUCCUGACUUCAAACAGACAAAGCUUCCACCAACAGCUGUGGAAAAAUAUGGUUACAGCACUGUUGCUGUUUUACUUAUUACUAUUGGAUCUAUGUUUGGUACAACUCUCAUUUUAUUUAACUCCUGUCAAGAAAUCUAUACACUCAUUUUACAGCUGUUUGUCGGUUUGGCUGUUGGAACCCUUUCUGGAGAUGCAUUGCUGCAUCUUAUUCCUCAGACUCUUGGUUUGCAUAAACAUGAAACACAAGACAUAGAACAUUUCUAUGAGGGAAAAGAAUAUAUUUGGAAACUUUUAGGAAUAAUUGGAGGAAUUCAUGGAUUUUUUCUGAUAGAAAAGUGUUUCUUUCUUUUGGUAACACCUCGUGACCAGAGGAGCUCAGAAGAUUCUGAACCUGCUGAAGUUCCUCCAGAGAGCAAGGUGAUCAGCAAAAAAAGUAAAAAAAUCAGCUUGUUAGCAAUAAUGGUUCUGGUGGGUGACAGUCUUCACAAUUUUGCUGAUGGCUUGGUAAUAGGAGCAGCAUUCUCAUCCUCAACAGAAACAGGUGUGACAACGACGAUUGCUAUUUUAUGCCAUGAAAUUCCUCAUGAAAUGGGAGAUUUUGCUGUGCUGCUGAGUACAGGGCUUCCCACGAAGACUGCAAUUUUGAUGAAUUUUAUAAGUGCACUAACAGCAUUCUUAGGACUUUAUAUUGGCCUUUCUCUAUCGACUGACCCAUCCAUUCAAAACUGGAUUUUUACUAUUACAGCUGGAAUGUUCUUGUAUUUAUCUUUAGCAGAAAUGCUUCCUGAAAUGACUCAUAUUCAGACACGGCGACCCUGGUUGAUGUUUCUCUUACAGAACCUUGGAUUACUAUUAGGCUGGCUUUGCCUCUUACUUUUGGCUGUAUUUGAACAGAAAAUCAAAAUAUAAGUUUUCUGUUGGAAAUCUCGAAGUACCACUUAUGACAGUGGAUAGAGCAUUAUUCACAAUUUGUCAUGUCUGCCAUAGUGAUAUGUAAAUUAAGUUGCUGGGAUUUUAUAUCUGAACAGUAGAUAACUAUUUUACUUUAUUAACUUAUUGUUCAGAUUUUUGUAAUUAUUUUUUUUUGUAAACAUGAAUGUUUAGAAUUAUGUUUUAUUUGUUACUGAGUUUACCAGAUCCCAUGCUCAAACUCACAGGAGCUUUUAAUUAGUUUUUAUUGAGACUGUUCUAGUUGAAUGCUAUAAGUGAUCUCUGCCAGUCUGAUUGAAGAAAAGAAUAAAACACUUUUAUAUGCAAUAAUUAAAGUGGACUAACCGUAGCUGAAUAAUUUGAAUACAGAAUGUUUUUUCACCUUUUAGUACAAAGAAUUAUUUCUUUAAAUCUAAAAAGAGUAGCAAAGCUUAACUGCUAAAUGGCAUAAAGC
Pseudopodoces humilis (Tibetan ground-tit) is the source of this 2688-nucleotide messenger RNA. RefSeq names its product solute carrier family 39 member 12 (gene SLC39A12). The record is from RefSeq and is a predicted model, not a curated record. Gene Ontology annotation, cellular component: plasma membrane. Lineage: Eukaryota; Metazoa; Chordata; Aves; Passeriformes; Paridae. Gene Ontology annotation, biological process: intracellular monoatomic cation homeostasis; zinc ion import across plasma membrane. Gene Ontology annotation, molecular function: monoatomic cation:bicarbonate symporter activity; zinc ion transmembrane transporter activity.